This is a messenger RNA of Nymphalis io (European peacock), 4912 nucleotides long. Its product is annotated as macoilin-1. Bases 168 to 2249 code for a protein of 693 amino acids. The record is from RefSeq and is a predicted model, not a curated record. Gene Ontology annotation, biological process: neuronal signal transduction. Gene Ontology annotation, cellular component: rough endoplasmic reticulum membrane. Lineage: Eukaryota; Metazoa; Arthropoda; Insecta; Lepidoptera; Nymphalidae. The transcript is spliced from 13 exons.
AAGAGCUUGCCGAUAAUUCAUCCAUCUCCCUCGUAAAUUCUGGACGUAGGCCGAUUGACAACAAAAAGCUCUAUCCUACGGAGCAUUGUUUUCCUAGAUGUUUCGUUGUAAAUAAGUAUUGUGAACGGAGAGCCUGUAUUUGUGACUAACACGGUGGAGGAUAAAAUAUGAAGAGGCGAAAUGCCGAAUCAGGCAAGCGGCGCCCCAUAAAGCGCAACAAAAUCGGCGAAGGAAUGUAUGCAAAUUCUCUGUUGUACCUGAAAUUUGUGAUGUUGUGGGCUACAGUAAUUAUGGCAGAUUACAUGCUUGAAUUCAGAUUUGAGUUUCUGUGGCCAUUCUGGAUGAUGCUGAAAUCUGUUUAUGAUUCGUUUAAAUAUCAUGGAGUCGCAUUCUCGGUGUUUUUCAUUUGUAUAGCCUUGAUGUCUGACUUGUUAUGUUUCUUCUUCAUACCACUACAAUAUAUAUUAUUCGCUGCCGGUACCUAUGUGUGGGUACAAUAUGUGUGGUACACAUUCGGCGACAAGGGCAUCUGCCUGCCGACAGUGGCACUGUGCUGCCUCGUGGUGUACGCCGAGGGUGCCGUGCGCGUGCGCGCCGGCUCGCUGGAGCUGUGGCGCCCGCUCGCCGCGCACUGUCUGGGCUACCCCGCGCUGUCGCUGGGCUUCGGCGUCAAGGCAUAUGUUGGGCAGCGAUUAAGAUUAAGGAGACAACGGCAAGUGCGUGCCGAGAAUGAGUUCUACUUCCAGCUCCUGCGGGACGCCUUGCCGGAGAGUGCGCUCAUUGAACAGAAUAUGCAGAGCAGUAAAGAGACCGAGUGUAAAAGCGGCGAAUUCACGCAAACGCAAACACAGACACAGAGCGACGCGCGGCACAUGAACGGCUCCGUGCGGCGGCGGUGCGCGCGCGACCACAACGGCGUGUGUGUGGCCGACCACGCCUUACACGUUAAGUUAGAAAAGUUAGAGAAGCAUGUAGCACAGCAGACACGGGACAAGGCGACAGCCAACACGCAAGCGAGUACGCAAGCGAACACGCAAGCGAGCACGCAGUCGAGCACGCAGACGAGUGGUCCGGCGAGCACGCAGGCGGGCGCGCACUCGCUCAGCAACGGCGCGGCCAGCGGGCCCGGCGCGCCCGACGACGACGAGCGCCCCGACCUCGGCAAAGGAAGUGGUAAAUCCACGAAGUGCGAAAAGAAAGAGGCUAGUUCUGUGAGAGAAGAGAAGAAGAAACAUAAGAAUAGAGAAAAGGAUAAAGAUAGCAGUGAUAGUCAUAAGAGUACAGAAACAAAAGAAAUAUUAGUUAAAGAAAAAGAAGUAGAAAGUACAAAAGAAUAUGUAAAGAGUAAUAAAGAUAGUAAUAGUCAUAAAGAGAGAGAGAAAGAAAAAGAGAGGAGAGAAGAAAGGGAGAGGGAAAAUAGGGAGCGGGACAGAGAACGCGAACUGAGAGAAAAGGAAUCGCGUUCGUGCCGAGAGCUGGCGGAGGAGCUGCGGCGUGCGCGCGCGGAGCUGGCGGCGGCGCGCGCGGCCGAGCACGACGCGCGGCGCCGCGCGCUGCUGCAGCACAGGUGCGCGCCGCCCGCCCCGCCCCACCGCGCCCCACCGCGCCCCACCGCGCUAACCGUGUCUUGUGUCGGCAGCGAGCGCGGAGCGCUGGAGCGGCGCCUGAGCGACGAGAGGCGCGCGCGCGCCGCGGCCGAGCACCAGCUGCUGCGCGCCAGGCACACGCCGCGACCGACCACCGCCGAGUGCGAGAGCGAGUGGUGCCGCUCGCGCCGCACGGCGCAGGAGGCGGAGACGGGCGCGCUGCGACGCGAGCUGCAGAAGACGCGCGAGCGAGCCGCGCAGCUGCAGCGCGACCUGGCCUGCGCCUCGGAACAGGUGCGGACGCUGGAGACGCGCGCGUCUCGCGAGGAGAGUGGCGGCGGCGCGCGGCUGGCGGGCGCUUGCGCAGCGCUGCAGGAGCGCGCCGCGCACCUGGAGCGCUCGCUGUCCGCAGAGACGCGCGUCAAGCUGGACCUGCUGUCCGCUCUGGGGGACGCCAAGCGUCACAUGCACAUACAGGAGGGUCUAAUAUCGAGACAAGAGAAAGAGAUAGAAGAACUGAAAGCUCAAAUGCUGGCUGUGAUGCCGACGGAGUUCGUGACGCCGGUGAGCGGCAGCGUGUCCAAGCUGCGGCUGUCCGACGGCUCGCCGCUCGACCCCAACGCAUCCGUCUACACGCCCAAGCAGCUGUGCUCCGACGCCUGAGCCAGAAGCCCUGAGCGCUCAGUCCGUGAAGCUCGGCGCUGAGCGCUCAGCGCGACCGAGGUACGCCGAGCGACCCGCCUUCCGACCGUACCGAUCUUUGUAUGGCCGUUAUUGAUCUCAAUAUAUUUUUUCGUUUUUUAAUCGAAGUCGGCGUUAAGUAUUCUUACUUUGUUACUUAAAUAAAACUGUCCAUAGAAAUAUCAUUAUGGCCAUCGGAUACGUUACGAGUGUUAGUUUUGUAACCGUCGUAAGUGGAAUCAGAGCGUUUAUUUUUUCAUCAUUGAAAUAUUUGGAUUAUCUUCUGUACCUUGAUAUGGCUGUGGUUGAUAAAAUUAUUCAAAAUUACAUUCGAUCCAAUAUUAAGUACAAACACGCAUAAUAAUCGCUCGCCAUAUGACUUUGAUAUUUGUUACUAUUAUUACAUAGGUUUAUGUUUAAACUUUUUACUCUCAAAGUUUCAUCACAAAGUUUUAAUUAUAAUUCGAUUAAUGUUGUAAUAAUUUUAUCAAUCAAAGGCAGUCGUUCCACGCAUGUAGCUGCUGCAUACAGACGGCGUUGUUUUGAAUUUAUGUGAUAUAUUGUACAAAAAUGAGAUUUGGUUGUCUUCUCCUUGUAUAAAUUUAGUAUAUUGACGUUUUAGUCCAAUUGUCGUGUUAUGCGUAGCAUCCCGGUUUUAAAUAUAACUUCUUCAUAUUGCAACCCUAAAUUAUCUUUAUUCAGUGUUGCUAUAUAAUAAAAGUAAAGAUUUGUUUAAUUAGUGUUGUGAAAAAAGACCUGAUAACUUGGAAUUAAGAGGGAAUGAAUCUGUCAAAAUAUGAUAAAAAAAUAAAUAUAUUUUUGUAUUUGUGUUAUAUUAUCUGUUUAAAUUAUAAAACAAUCGAGCUUAGUCGCAUAGGAAAAUUUGGGGAUGCUACGCUGAUUUUUCUUGUUGAAUAUAAAAUUAAUUUAAAAAAAAAUGGCGGACACGCAACUUGAUUGUUGUAAAACCAUGACAUGAUUGUUUGUUGAAAUUUUGAGUGAAUCCUAAAGGGCAGUGGAAUGUUCUAAACAGAAUGCAUGCAACUUUAGUCUACUUCCACAAUAUGUGCGCGAAAAACAUAAAAAAAAUCAUAUGUCAAAUAAUACCACUUUUUGAUAAUAUAAAUGGUUAUGUUAACCAAAGUUGCAUGCAUUUUUUUAUAAAAAGAUAGUGAAAAUGAAAAGUAGAAUAGUUUACGGAUUCUUGUAAAAUUAUCAUCAAUGUCGCUGCUACCCAUUUACACUUUACCGGCGGAUGUGAGUAAAGAUAGCAACAGUGUGCAAGCGAGAGUUCAAAAGAGGCUACACAAUUUUUAAUCCUAUUAUUCAUCUGCAACUUAUUUAAAGUAAACUUUUUAUUAUGCUUAACAGUUUUACAACAAAGCAGUCAAGUUUCAAUUCGAUAAUAUAUAGGUGAAAAUAAAUGUUUACUAUUUUCACAUUCACUCAUAUUCUGAUUAAAAAAUAUAAUUCAUUAGACAAGAAUCCGUAAAAUUAUUUAUAUGAGAACCUGUUUUCCAUAGUAUAAUUAUACUAGCUCAUUUAUUUGCCCAAAUUUAUUAAAUUAUACUAAUGAGAAAUUGUCGUUAAAGUUGUUUUCAUGGCAGGCCUUAGAUUUUUUGUCUUUGCUUCAAAUCUUGUAUCAACAAGAAACAAUUGAUUAUUUCUGUAAUUAAAAAUAAACUAAAUUAUAUUGAUAUUUAUCAUAAAUAUCAUUUUUGUUUUUAAUAAUGUUGAUACGUUACUAAAAGCUUGUGGUUAGUUUUACAUUAAAACAAAUGCUUCCUUUAUUCAGUAAUCCCUUUGCUUCCAAUUUUAUAAAAACUAUUGCAUUUAUAUAGUACAAUGUUUGUCUUUUUUUACAUUGAAAUUGUAACCGUCAAGUGAAAAGUUAAUCUACGUAAGGUUAUAAAAAAGUUCAAGAAUAUAUGCCACUGUUCAGUGUUGCCUAUUAACAAAAUGUAAGUUUAAGUUUUAAUAUUUUUUUUGUCGUAAAACGUGUCAUGUGAUUGGUAUAAUUUUAAGAAAAAGUGUGUGUAUGUAAAAUGUUUUGAAUAAUACCUAUUCUUAUGUUCAAUGCGUCGACGUGAAUAUCAUCGUCAAUUUUUAUAUCCUGUUAUCUGACGCUUAUGUUUACUAGAACAAAUAUAAUAAGGGAAAUAACGCACAUUGGAUAUAUCGGUCUGUAAAUGUAUUUUUCGAGAUUGUGACAUUACUCUAGUCUUAAUUAAGCCGGAUUACACCGUGGCGUGUCUAUGUGCCAUAAGUGAUACAAAUGUGUACACCGGCUUUAACGUUAUUUAUACCCUAAGUUUUUUUUAAGUUUAGGUUUUUUUAAAUCAUCAGAUGCGCACUGCCCUCGAAGUCAGACUUUCGGUUUUUUUUUUUAAUAGCAAAACGCUAAACCUUUUGGACUUUAUGUACUUAAACAAAUAUAUUUUGUUGUGAUUUGUCCGAGAUUUCCAAGUAAGUGAGAGCAGUACAGGCACCGUAUAACAUUUAUGGACAAUUCGACUUGGAUACGGAGACAUGGAGCUGUAACAAUUGGUACAAGCAAGAUCUGAAUUUUCACUAGUGAAACGUAAGCGAUGUUUGUUUGUAUUAUAAACGGAUACUGUAACAGCAAUAAAAAAAAUCAGACAUGC